Messenger RNA from Sceloporus undulatus (fence lizard), 747 nucleotides. Its product is annotated as trypsin I-P38-like. Gene Ontology annotation, biological process: proteolysis. Lineage: Eukaryota; Metazoa; Chordata; Lepidosauria; Squamata; Phrynosomatidae. Bases 1 to 747 code for a protein of 248 amino acids. The record is from RefSeq and is a predicted model, not a curated record. The transcript has 5 exons. Gene Ontology annotation, molecular function: serine-type endopeptidase activity.
AUGAAGUCCAUUUUACUCUUAGCUUUCUUGGGAGUGGCUCUUGCCUUCCCCAUUGAUGAUUUUGAUGAUGAUAAGAUUGUGGGAGGAUACACCUGCCAGAAGAAUGCAGUCCCCUAUCAAGUCUCACUGAAUUCUGGAUACCAUUUCUGUGGGGGUUCCCUCAUCAACAACCAGUGGGUGCUGUCCGCUGCUCACUGCUAUAAAUUACGCAUCCAAGUGAGACUUGGGGAAUACAGUUUGACCUUAAAUGAUGGCUCUGAGCAGUACAUUAACUCAGCCAAAGUCAUCCGUCACCCCAAUUACAACUCCCGGCUCUUGGACAAUGACAUCAUGCUAAUCAAGCUGUCCACACCAGCCACCCUCAAUAGCCGAGUCAAAUCAGUCUCUCUACCCACCAGCUGUGUGACUGCUGGGACACAGUGUCUCAUCUCUGGUUGGGGCAACACACUCAGCAGUGGCACUAACUAUCCUGACACUCUGCAGUGCCUGGAUGCUCCUGUCCUUUCCUCCAGUAAGUGCAGUCAGGCUUAUCCAGGACAAAUCACCAGCAAUAUGAUUUGUAUAGGAUUUUUGGAAGGCGGCAAAGACUCUUGCCAGGGAGACUCUGGUGGUCCUGUGGUCUGCAACGGACAGCUCCAGGGAAUUGUCUCCUGGGGCCUUGGAUGCGCCCAGAGGGGCUAUCCUGGAGUCUACACCAAGGUUUGUAACUACAUCUCAUGGAUUGAAAGUACCAUGAAGUCCAACUGA